AUGAUGAUGACUGCUAUUCUGUAUGUACUACUUUUGACAAAAGUUGCGAAAUGCGGGGAUAGGAAUGAGAGUGACGCUGGAAUAUAUGCAAAUAAUUUGACUAAUGGGGGAUCAUAUGAAGAACCCGAACGUGAUGUAACGCUAAACUUUUCGAGUCCAGAUGAGGAGGCGGUACAUGUAGAAAGAGGAGGAAUUAAUGGUGUACUGUGCGCCUUCUUUUCUCCGAAUAAUGGGUUUGCCAUCAAGGAGGUAACCUAUGGCCCAGAAGUAAUUUGGAACGCGGAUGAAACCUCAAAGUGCACACGGGCUGAGCUCUUUACGUUUGGACCAUAUGCGGUCUCUGUCAUUGGGCUAAAUGAUGAUGGAAUGCUAGACUUUAAAUAUUAUGAGAAGGAAGCAGGGAGAUGGAGAUUGGUCACACCCUUUACCUUUAAUCUUCGGCUCUAUUCCAUGAUGGCCAGACAUCCUAACCGAGCUCCAGAUGCAGGGUGA
Theileria equi strain WA is the source of this 492-nucleotide messenger RNA. RefSeq names its product signal peptide containing protein. The record is from RefSeq and is a predicted model, not a curated record. The transcript has a single exon. The coding region runs from base 1 to 492 and encodes 163 amino acids. NCBI's taxonomy places the organism in Eukaryota, Apicomplexa, Aconoidasida, Piroplasmida, Theileriidae.